Messenger RNA from Gossypium arboreum, 1188 nucleotides. Its product is annotated as F-box protein At2g17036-like. Gene Ontology annotation, molecular function: protein binding. The coding region runs from base 1 to 1188 and encodes 395 amino acids. NCBI's taxonomy places the organism in Eukaryota, Viridiplantae, Streptophyta, Magnoliopsida, Malvales, Malvaceae. The record is from RefSeq and is a predicted model, not a curated record. The transcript has a single exon.
AUGGCAGUUUCAGAAAAACAAAAUCUUCUCAAGCAUACUGAUUGGGCAAAUCUUCCCAAGAAUAUUAUUGAUUCGAUAAUAGAGAAAUCGGUUCCUCCACUUUCUCAAUUUAUUCGAUUUGGUUCUGUUUGCAAGGCUUGGCAUGCAGCAAUCACGGAGAAUCGCUCCUUACGUUCUAAGAUUUUGAAGAGAUGCCAUCAUCAAGUUCCAUUCCUAAUGAUUACCAAAAGUCAAGAAAAGCGUGGUUUAUAUAAUAUCAUUGAGAAGAAAUUACAUGGCGUGGAGUUGUCAGUGCCUUAUAAAAGAAGAUGUUGUGGUUCUUCUUAUGGAUGGAUAGCUACAGUAGACUGGACUUUGGCUAUUAAACUCAUAAACCCUUUCACCGGUGGAAUCAUUGAUCUUCCUUCUGUUGAUAUUCCCGUUGUGAACAAAUUCACUAAGGAAGAUGAGCAUGAAUUUCACGUCAAGAAAGUGAUAUUAUCUGAUGAUCCUUACGUGAAUCCAGAUAAUUUUAUGGUUUUAGCACUUUUUGGAGCAUCGAGUUCAAUCGCUAUUAUCCGACCUGGUGAGAAAACUUGGACUUAUACAAGUAAUUUGGAAACAAUUGCAAAAGACGACGCUAUUUUUCAUAAAGGCAAGUUUUAUGCUGUAGAUUUUAGGUUGGGAAUCAUAUCAGUCCAAGUCGCAAAUAUGAAUGGUAGUUUAGUUUCAGCUUUCGAUGAGAAAAUAAUAAUUCCACCUGAAGAAGAAGGUGAUAAUGCGUUUAAGUAUAUUGUGGAAUCAUCAGACGGUGAACUUUUGAUUGUCCAAAGAUUUAUUAGCACCUAUGGUCCAUACCGUUGGACAACAAACUUCAAGGUUUUAAAGCUUCGGCAACAUGCAAACCAUGUGGCAAGGCUUGUUGAGGUAAAGAACAUUGGGGAUGAUGCCUUGUUCUUGGGUGACAAUUGCUCCAUGUCUGUCGCUGCUUCUCGAUUUCCUGAAUGUCGACCCAAUUCCAUAUACUUUACGGAUGAUACUAUUCUUUAUACUCUUGAAGGGUCUAUUGAUAUGGGAAUUUUUAGUUUGGAAACAGGUUGUUUUCAACCAUUUGAUGAUAUGGAUCCUUCUCAUUCAGAUAUGCCUCCUCCCUUUUUUAUUUUACCUACAUUGUUUGAAAAUCGAGUCACACAUCCAUGUCAAUACUAG